This is a messenger RNA of Polistes canadensis, 1856 nucleotides long. It is a transcript of the gene Dbp73D, whose product is annotated as probable ATP-dependent RNA helicase Dbp73D. Bases 204 to 1856 code for a protein of 550 amino acids. Gene Ontology annotation, cellular component: nucleus. Gene Ontology annotation, molecular function: ATP binding; nucleic acid binding. The record is from RefSeq and is a predicted model, not a curated record. The transcript has 6 exons. NCBI's taxonomy places the organism in Eukaryota, Metazoa, Arthropoda, Insecta, Hymenoptera, Vespidae.
AUGAAAAUUCUACGUAUAUUAAUUAUUAGUAUAAUUAUUUCACAUAUUUUAUUUUUUAUAUCUGCAAGUGAAAUCAAUUGCAGUGUUUCAUAUUUUAGUCACUAGAAUGCGUUGUAGUAUCCAGAUAAUGUUAUUUGAUGGCGGAGCACGUGUUGCUAUUUCCGAUUGUGUUUUAGUGUUCAAAUUAUUUUAUUUGGAAAAUCAUGACUAACGAAACAAUCACGGAAGAAAAUGGAGAAGAAAAUAGAGAAGAAAGUGAAAAUACCAUUACUAAUGGUACAACAGAAGAAAAAGUAGAAGAGGAUGAAACUACAAAACCAGGUUUCCUAAUCUUAGGUUCUAAGAGUCAUAAGAAAAAGCGAGAGGUUAAAAGAGUAUUACCAAAUUGGUUAGCGAAACCAGAAAUAAUAUGUGCAGACUUAAACAGUGGUCCAACAUUGGACGAAGUUAGUUCCUUAGAACCGCAGCUUAUAGAAAUUUUGAGAGCUAAUGGAAUAAAUAAAUUAUUUCCGGUACAAGUUAGUAUAAUCAAUUGGUUGUCGAAAUGUGAAGAAGAUAGAAAAAAAUUCGGAUAUUGGCCACGAGACGUUUGUGUAUCUGCACCUACAGGCAGUGGUAAAACUUUGGCAUACGUAUUACCAAUAGUACAACAUUUACAGUCUAGGUUAGUACCAAAAAUACGUUGUUUAAUUGUAGUGCCGGUGCAAGAACUGGCUCUACAAAUUCACAAAGUAGUCCUCACUUAUACGUCUCAUACAAAUUUAAAAGCAGGUUUGAUUACGGGUGCCUCGUCAUUUGAACAGGAACAAAAUAAUUUAAUCAGAAAAACUAUUUCAAAUGAGUACGUAAGCUCAGUGGAUAUACUGAUAGCCACACCAGGACGUUUAGUUGAUCACAUAUUAAAAACUCCUGGGUUUUCUUUAGAAUCCCUUCGCUAUCUUAUUAUCGAUGAAGCUGAUCGUGCAACAGAAUGGUUACAAUAUAUUCCUGAACUUCACUUAAAUGCACUGCCAUUGACUUUGGAAAAUUUAUCUUCAAGUCCACCAUUUGCACAAAAAUUGUUGUUCAGUGCAACUUUGACGCAAGAUCCUCAAAAACUAAAUCAAUUUCGACUCUUCCAACCCAUACUCUUUACAUCAGUGAUAGUUACUGACAGAGAUACAGAUGUAAAUUUGGAUGAAGAAGUGGGUAACUUCGUUGGACGUUAUACAAGUCCUGAAGAAUUGAAGGAACGUGCGGUUGAGUGUUCUCCAGAAUAUAAACCGAUAGCACUACGUCAAAUUUUACUACGAAAGAAACAUUUUCGCAAAACUUUGGUAUUUACUAAUUCCACUGAGUCAGCGCAUAGAUUGUCGUUACUAUUACAAUUACUUUUAUCUGAGAAGAAUAUCAUAGUUGAAGGACUUUCCAGUAGAAUCAUAGCCAGACAACGCGAGGAAAUUUUGAAUAAAUUUGCAUUGGGUGAAAUUAACGUUCUCGUUAGUUCAGAUGCAUUAGCCAGAGGGAUGGAUAUACCAAAUGUUCAAUUAGUAGUAUCAUACGAUCUUCCCAAACAUAUCAAAGGGUAUAUACACAGAGCUGGAAGAACAGGGCGUGCUGGUAAAUCAGGUACUGCAAUAUCUAUUCUAACAUCCAAUCAAAUUGGUAUAUUUAAGCAGAUGUUGAGUUCUGCUCACAAAACUUUACCAAAAAUAACAAAAUUGGAAUUAGAUGAUAUUGCUGAUAAAUUAAAUUACGAGGAUCAUUUAAAUAAAUUGAAAGAUCUGUUAGAGGAAGAGAAGGUUGGUACUAUAACUAGAAAGAAAUCUAUGAAACGAAAAUACAAUCAAAUAUCAAAUGGAAAAAAUAAAAAAUAA